Molecule: messenger RNA, 2124 nt
Organism: Microthlaspi erraticum
Lineage: Eukaryota; Viridiplantae; Streptophyta; Magnoliopsida; Brassicales; Brassicaceae
Source: the annotation of a GenBank genome assembly
AUGAAGAGGGUUCGCUUAAUCCUACACAGAACUUACUGCACAGCCACUAGAGUCAAUCUCAAUCACAGCUUUCAAAUCUCUCGUCUCUCAAAGCUCGGCCAAAUCAAUGAAGCAAGAAAGUGUUUCGAUUCCUUACGCUUCAAAGCAAUCGGUUCUUGGAACUCCAUCGUCUCCGGCUACUUCGCAAACGGCAACCCCAAAGAAGCACGCAAACUGUUCGACGAAAUGCCCGAGAGAAACAUCGUUUCUUGGAACGGGUUAGUCUCAGGGUACAUCAAGAACAGAAUGAUCAACGAAGCGAGAGAAGCCUUCGAGACGAUGCCGGAGCGUAACGUCGUCUCGUGGACGGCGAUGGUGAAAGGUUACGUGCAAGAAGGUAUGGUUGAUGAAGCAGAGUUCUUGUUCUGGACAAUGCCUGAGAAGAACGAGGUUUCUUGGACUGUGAUGUUCGGCGGUUUGAUCGACGACGGGCGUGUGGACGACGCGCGUAAGCUCUACGACAUGAUGCCUGUGAAAGACGUUGUGGCGAGCACCAACAUGAUUGGUGGGUUGUGUAGAGAAGGAAGAGUCGAUGAGGCGAGAGAGAUUUUCGACGGGAUGAGAGAUCGGAACGUGGUGACGUGGACAUCGAUGAUUACCGGUUACGGACAGAACAACCGUGUGGAUGUUGGUCGGAAGCUGUUUGAAGUGAUGCCGGAGAAGAAGAGUGAAGUUACUUGGACGUCAAUGCUUUUAGGGUAUACGUUGAGUGGGAGAGUUGAGGAAGCUGAGGAGUUUUUUGAGUCGAUGCCGGUUAAGCCGGUUAUCGCUUGUAACGCGAUGAUUGUUGGGUUUGGAGAGCAAGGAGAGAUAGAGAAAGCGAGGAAGGUUUUUGAUGAGAUGGAAGAGAGAGAUAACGUGACGUGGAAGGUGAUGAUUAAGGCUUAUGAAAGGAAAGGUUUUGAAUUGGAAGCUCUUGAUUUGUUUGGUGAGAUGCAGAGAGAUGGAGUUAAACCGAGUUUUCCUUCUCUGAUCAGUGUUCUUUCGGUUUGUGGGAGCUUGGCGAGUCUGCAACACGGUAGAGAGGUCCAUGCACAUUUGGUGAGAUGUCAGUUUGAUGUUGAUGUUUAUGUCGCCUCUGUUUUGAUGACAAUGUAUGUGAAAUGUGGUGAGCUUGUGAAGGCGAAGCUGGUGUUUGACCGGUUUGGUUCGAAGGAUGUUAUCAUGUGGAACUCGAUUAUUUCCGGUUAUGCUUCUCACGGUUUAGGAGAGGAGGCUCUUAAGGUGUUUAACGAGAUGGCGUUGUCUGGUACAAUGCCAAAUAAAGUCACUUUGAUUGCGAUUCUAACGGCGUGUAGCUAUGCUGGGAAGGUAGAGGAAGGGAUUGAGAUAUUUGAGUCGAUGGAGUCUAGGUUUUGCGUUGAGCCAGCUGUUGAGCAUUAUUCUUGCACUGUGGAUAUGCUUGGGCGUGCAGGAAGGAUAGAUGAGGCGAUGAAGGUGAUAGAAAGCAUGACGGUGAAGCCAGAUGCUACGGUUUGGGGUUCUCUGUUGGGAGCUUGUAGGACUCACUCGAGGUUGGAUUUGGCUGAAGUCGCUGCGAAGAAGCUGUUCGAGAUCGAACCGGAGAACGCUGGUCCGUAUGUUUUGCUGUCAAGCAUAAACGCGUCUAGAGGUAAGUGGGGGAAUGUUGCAGAGCUGAGGAAGACGAUGAGGACGAAGAAUGUUAACAAGUUCCCUGGCUCAAGCUGGAUUGAGAUAGAGAAGAAAGUGCAUAUGUUCACUCGUGGAGGUAUCAGAAACCAUCCGGAGGAAGAGAUGAUAUCGAUGGUGUUGGAGAAGACAGAUGGGUUGCUGAGAGAAGCUGGUUAUAGUCCUGAUUGUAGCAAUGUGUUGCAUGAUGUGGACGAGGAAGAGAAAGUUGAUAACUUGAGGUGUCAUAGUGAGAGACUCGCUGUGGCUUAUGGACUGUUGAAGCUGCCUGAAGGAGUUCCGAUUCGGGUUAUUAAGAACCUUAGAGUCUGUGGAGAUUGUCACGUUGCGAUUAAACUGAUAUCUAAGGUCACGGAGAGAGAGAUCAUUCUUAGAGAUGCAAACAGGUUCCAUCAUUUCAAAAACGGAGAGUGUUCUUGUAGAGAUUAUUGGUAG